AUGAUCCAGCACUUUGACGACCCUCUUCUGCAAGCGGCCGCGCGCCAGCUGUCUCCUGGCAAAUACAUAGCCUAUGUGGCCGUCAAUACUGAUUUCCCUAUGCCCGAUCGCCCAUGGCAUAGAUGCCUCGUGAGGCUCGCUGGACUAGGUCGCAGACCCUCUCGGCCUACCAAGCCUUUUCCUUUCGCAAACUUCUAUCUGCAUACGUGGGUCUAUGAAACUGUCCGUUUUCCAUCUGGGGGUGUCGAUUACGGGGAUGCCUGGGAGAUUUCAGUGGACGACAGGGAGGAUCAUCGCCGUUAUAUGAAUGAGGAUCAAGAAAAGCGCGACAUGCUUAUUGAGAAAGCUAGUCCGCCGGCGAAGAUCGAGCCUGCUACAUCGGCGCCUAGUUGCACAGCUGAAGUCGCGACAGAUACCACUGCAAGACCGAACGGUAUCAUCAAAGUAGAAGAUUGGCUCAAUACAACGGACUACAGCCAGGAACCCUUUGAAGAAUUACCCAUAAGCAAUGAUGUCAGCUCUGAAGUCUUCAAUGGCGAUGCUCCCGACUCGUUACUCGACAAUGAAGUCUCGCCUUCCACUCCCCUGGGCGAAGAUGAUGCCAAUAGCAUGGAUGAUGUUGACUUUCUCUUCGCCAACCUUCUCUUCCCCGAUUUCUCGAACAUUGACGUCGACGUGAUACCCGUGGUUGGUUAUUCGUUCGACUUGACUGAGGUCAAAGAAUUCUUGGAUCCGCGUGGUUUCCUGAAGGAGGUAGAGGCCAUGGCUGAACUUAUUCGGAAAUCCCGCGCAGGCAUGCUUAUCGACGUUCCCAACUCCUAUGCCCCUCCAGAUCACCCCAUGGCGUGCCGUCUGGAUGAGCAUACAAUUCCUCUAGAUAGCUCGGCGGCGGCUUCUCCGGCUGACCCCCUGGCGGCGCUCCCCAGCAACUCUAUGGUAGCCCUUGCCAGCCAUGGCUAUCCUAAAAUGCCAUCCGAACAGUGUCCCAGCCCGGUACCUUCGGUGAGUGAUAGGCCAGUCGAGGACGCAACCAGCAGUACGUUGCAUCCCAGCGCGAACGCUACCGUCGAUGUCGUUGACUGCGCGGCGACUCAUGUCGAAGCAGCACAGCCUCCCCUCGAUACACCUGCUGAGCUGUCGUCUGAGCCAAAGGUCACUUCUUUACCACCGGGCAAAGGGUGGUUUUCGCGACUUCUCCCGAGACGCCAAGAUGGCUCAGAUGUUUCAUCUGGAUCGCACGAAGGUUCAUCGGGUGGACUAGCGAUCCACGCCAAGGUCUACGCGAUUGUAACUCGCAUUGGCCGAGUCCUCCGCCCACGUCAGAGCGGCGGUGAGACACAUUAGCCAUUCCCUCAUACGAACUCUAAGCUCCCCGUACUAGUAAACCAGCCAUGUUCAACAAGAAAGAUUGCGGUUUGAGCCAAACAUUUCACUACUGCCUGUUCAAAGGUUACAUUUUUGCUACUGUCGAUACUGCACUUUGAUGUGCGAAUUCUUUGCUUUGUUAAUGCUAAUCGUCCC
Postia placenta MAD-698-R-SB12 is the source of this 1521-nucleotide messenger RNA. RefSeq lists its product as hypothetical. The transcript is spliced from 5 exons. Lineage: Eukaryota; Fungi; Basidiomycota; Agaricomycetes; Polyporales; Adustoporiaceae. The record is from RefSeq and is a predicted model, not a curated record. The coding region runs from base 1 to 1344 and encodes 447 amino acids.